CAGAUUUUACAACAAAAGCAUGUUUGUAAACACCUGUUUCGCGCCGCCACGUGUCGUCCCAUGACGCGGCUGUUAGAUUUUAUCCCUAACAGUCGCUCACCAUCUUUCCGCAAUAAUACAGUCAUCCAUCGGUUGUAACACGUCUGUGAUGAUCUCACUACAUCACAGGCAGUAGGAGAGACCAUGUCGGCAAAUUACUAUAAACUCUUAUUUAAGUGACGACGAUUGUGCCAACACAGAGUAAAUUAGUCACCUACUCGAGAGUGGUUUAGCUUUUUCGUUCCGUACAUCUUCUUCUUCUUCUUCCCAGAAAUAUGGCUGAGGCUUCUGACUUGUUGGAAUGGCCUAAGAAGGACAACCGUCGUUUUCUCCAUGUUGUUUACCGCGUUGGUGAUCUUGAUCGCACCAUUGCGUUUUACACUGAGUGCUUUGGUAUGAAGCUGUUGAGGAAAAGAGAUGUCCCUGAGGAGAAGUAUUCUAAUGCUUUUCUCGGUUUCGGACCUGAAACAUCUAACUUUGUUGUGGAGCUCACAUAUAACUAUGGUGUUAGCUCAUAUGAUAUUGGAACUGGAUUUGGGCAUUUUGCCAUUUCAACUCAAGAUGUUUCCAAACUGGUUGAGACCGUCCGUGCCAAGGGUGGAAAUGUCAGUAGGGAACCUGGUCCGGUCAAAGGUGGAGGCAGUGUCAUUGCGUUUGUGAAGGACCCUGAUGGCUACACUUUUGAGCUCAUCCAGAGAGGUCCAACUCCUGAACCUUUCUGCCAAGUCAUGCUUCGUGUCGGUGAUCUCGACCGUGCCAUCAAAUUCUAUGAAAAGGCCCUGGGGAUGAGACUCUUGAGAAAGAUUGAGAGGCCUGAGUACAAGUACACCAUAGGCAUGAUGGGAUAUGCUGAAGAAUAUGAGUCGAUAGUUUUGGAGCUGACCUAUAACUACGGCGUGACUGAGUACACAAAGGGCAAUGCAUAUGCACAGAUUGCAAUAGGCACAGAUGAUGUGUACAAAAGCGGUGAAGUUAUUAAGAUAGUCAACCAAGAGCUAGGAGGAAAGAUCACUAGAGAACCCGGACCUCUUCCUGGACUCGGCACCAAGAUUGUCUCAUUCCUUGAUCCAGAUGGCUGGAAAACGGUUUUGGUGGACAACAAAGAUUUUCUGAAGGAACUGGAAUGAGGAGAGCGAUAAUGUUCGAGAUCACAAAACCAUAAUAAUAAAAAUGUGAUCAUGGAAUAAAGGAAAGACUUAGUGUUUGAUCUAAAAUAAGAUGAUGUCGUUAAGUUUGUGUCGUGCUAUGUGUGUGCUCGUUUCUUUUGUCCCUUAAGCUAAACUCUAUGGACCUGAAUAAAAAAUAUUUCCACCACCUUGAGCUUGAGGUUUUGGUGUUUUUAGGUUAUGGACGGUUUUAGUAGAAAAUAAUAUUUCAGUACCAAAUCGGUUUACUCGA
Molecule: messenger RNA, 1437 nt
Organism: Arabidopsis lyrata subsp. lyrata
Lineage: Eukaryota; Viridiplantae; Streptophyta; Magnoliopsida; Brassicales; Brassicaceae
Product: putative lactoylglutathione lyase
Exons: 9
Coding region: 315-1166 (283 amino acids)
Cellular component (GO): cytoplasm
Molecular function (GO): metal ion binding; lactoylglutathione lyase activity
Source: RefSeq, a predicted model, not a curated record